Molecule: messenger RNA, 1126 nt
Organism: Heterotrigona itama
Lineage: Eukaryota; Metazoa; Arthropoda; Insecta; Hymenoptera; Apidae
Source: the annotation of a GenBank genome assembly
AUGGCUGAAGCGUUAUUUUAUCCUUGGGAAACGGUAAUUCAUAGACUUCACCUUCAGGGUACGCGAACUAUUAUCGACAAUUUGGAUACAGGACGUAGCGUGACACCGCUGUUAACAGGAUAUAGCGGUGCAAGCGAUUGUUACAGUACGAUUAUAUCUACCGAAGGUCCCCUUGGUCUGUACAAAGGAUUUGGUGCCCUUGUUUUAGAAUUUACCGCAAAAGUCGUCGUAGUACGUGUUAUUAAAUGGGUUCUGACAGAAUUACAAACAGUGCUAAGACCAAAACCAAAAUUAACACGAGACACCUCGCCAAAUUGGUAUUACAGUGACGUAAACACGUAAAAAGAGCAUUAACUUUUGUUUAGUAAUACCUAUCGUGUGUACUAAUUAUACUGUACUAAGUAUAUAGAUUAUACUAUACUUAGCGUAGUAUAGUAUUUAUAUAUAUGUAUAUAUGUACACACAGCAUAGCUUCGCUGUUGCGUUCUUCUUUUUUUCUUAUUAUUGUCGAAUCGAAUCGAUAAUUUAAUACUUUCAGUAAUUUUGAACAUUUUGGCCUCUUUUGGUAUGUUGCAUCGUUUUUAUUUAUAAUUAUAAUGAAACGAGUUUAUCGAAUUUUCAAAUUGUUAUGUACAUAAAAUUUACGAUACUUAAGUAUACAUUAACGAGGAACAAAGACUUAUAGAAUUGCGUUAUUGUAAUAUUUUGUAAUCACGUGUACGCAAAAGGUAUAUUUAUUUUACGAAUCCGAGUUAUUGGAGUGAUUCAUUUCAUUUAAAAUACUUGCGUUUUAAGAAAGUUGAAAACACUGUAAAGAUGCAAGUUACGAUACUAUGGGAAGUAAUGAAUGCACUAAUUCGUUAUUUUUAGCUCUUAAUAGUGGAAAAAUAAAUGUAUCGAUUCUGAAAACCUGAAAUAUCACACAAUAUUUACUUUCAACAUUUGUUUACAGUUGUAUACAGUUGUUUACAGUAUGUAUACAGUUUCUUUUUUUAACUUGCAUCGUAUAUUACACAGCCUUUCAUUCAUACAUCUAGCGUACGUAAAAUAAAAUGAAACAAUUUGACGAAAAAAUAUCUAUUGUCUUCUAACUAAUGCUUAAUAAUUCUAAAUCUUCAGGAAGUAG